Molecule: messenger RNA, 2766 nt
Organism: Cuscuta europaea
Lineage: Eukaryota; Viridiplantae; Streptophyta; Magnoliopsida; Solanales; Convolvulaceae
Source: the annotation of a GenBank genome assembly
GUAAACCAAUUCAAGUAAACUAAAAAAUGUAUUGUGCCAAUAUUAUAAAUUAGGUAUUGUAUGUUUUCAAUUUUCCUCAUCGUCCUACAUAAUAUUUGGCCACGUUUAUUUUUUAAGUCAAAUGAGGGGUAAAGUACAUUGUGGGGUAAAUUACAUUGUGCAUAGAGCUUCUGCAAAUGCAAUGAGAGAUUGUUAUGCUAAAAACUGCAUAGAGGUUUUGCAAGUGCAAUGAGAAGUUGUUAUGCUAAAAACUGCAUAGAGGCUCUACAAGUACGGUGCACAGAACCUCACUCUCUAUCUUUCAAAUUGAGAUUAUAGUCCAAUGUACCGUCCGAUCGGGAUUGUGGGACCCUUAGAGAUGGAGUGUCAUCAUUUUUUACAUUGUGCCAUAUUUGGUGAUUUGACACCAAUUUCGUGGGUGGCUAUUAACUCUUCCCACUAUAUUGAAUAGCUGUAGCAGCAGCCACCAACUUAGCUUAGCAACUCAUUAAUGGUUCAUUGACAUCAUUUCUGCACUAAUGCUCUAUACCAUAUUCAUAUAUACUCCUUCUCCAUCGCCCUUUUACUUCCAUUGCUAAGGCAUAGUGAUGGAUUCACUCUCAUUAGUGUCUUCACUGAUUUCUCCUUACUAUAAUCUCUUCUUCACAUGCUUGCCUUUCUUGGUUUCCGGGUUGAUCUUACUGCUUUCAAGAAAAUCCAAGUUCAAAAACAGCAAGCGGCCCAAUUUGCCUCCCGGACCGCCGGGUUGGCCGGUGGUCGGAAACCUCUUUCAGGUAGCUCGAUCUGGGAAGACAUUUCUGCAAUACGUGAGAGAUCUGAAGCCCAAAUACGGCCCCAUUUUCACUCUCAGAAUGGGAACUCGAACCAUGGUUAUAAUCACCAGUGCCGAUUUGGCCCACGAAGCUCUCAUCCAGAAAGGCCAGAUUUUCGCCAACCGGCCCACUGAAACCCCGACCCGGUCCAUUUUCAGCAGCAACAAGUUCUCCGUCAACGCCUCCGUCUACGGCCCGGUCUGGCGCUCCCUCCGGAAGAACAUGGUCCAGAACAUGCUUAGCUCGGCCCGGUUUAAGGAGUUCCGGGACGCCAGAGUGGCCGCCAUGGAUAGGCUGAUAGACAGGAUCGGAUCCGAGGCUGAAUCCAACGGAGGGGCUGUUUGGGUGCUGGCUAAUGCCCGUUUCGCCGUUUUCUGCAUUUUGCUCGCCAUGUGUUUCGGUAUAGAAAUGGACGAGAGCACGAUUGAUGAAAUUGACCGGACGAUGAAGGCCGUCCUGAUCGUUCUGGCUCCGAGGGUCGACGAUUUCCUCCCGAUCUUAAGCCCAUUUUUCUCGAAGCAGAGGAAAAGGGUUUUGGAAGUGAGAAAGCAUCAAUUGGAUACAAUCGUUCCGUUGAUCGAGAAGCGCCGCCUGGCGCUGGAAAAUCCCGAUAAGACAGCGGCGACGUUUUCCUACUUGGACACCCUCUUUGAUUUCCACGCCGAUGGCAAAAAAUCCGCGCCGACAAACGCGGAGCUCGUGACCCUCGUCUCCGAGUUCCUCAACGGCGGCACCGAUACGACGGCGACGGCGGUGGAAUGGGCUGUGGCGAGGCUGAUUGAGAAUCCAUCAUUACAAUCCAAGCUGUACGAGGAAAUCAAGAAUCAGGUCGGGGAUCGGAAGGUAGACGAGAAGGAUAUAGAGAAGAUGCCGUACUUAAACGCCGUCGUAAAAGAGGUUUUACGAAAACACCCUCCAACCUUCUUCGCGCUGACCCAUGCGGUCACCGAACCGACUCAACUGGGCGGGUACGAUAUACCCGUGGAUUGCAACGUGGAGUUCUUCUUGCCCGCUAUAUCGGAGGAUCCGAAAAUAUGGUCCGACCCGGAGAAGUUUGACCCGGAUAGAUUCGUCUCAGGCGAGGAGGAUGCCGAUAUCACCGGGGUCACCGGAGUGAAGAUGAUGCCUUUCGGCGUUGGUCGGAGGAUCUGUCCCGGGUUGGGUAUGGCGACGGUGCACGUGAAUUUGAUGCUGGCCCGGAUGGUUCAAGAAUUCGAAUGGUCCGUUUACCCGGAAAACACGAAGGUCGAUCUAACUGAUAAGUUUGAGUUCACGGUCGUUAUGAAGAAUCCUCUUAGAGCCCAAGUCAAACCUAGAGAGUGCAAGCCAUGCUGAUUAGAGUAAUACGAAGUAAUAAUUUUUUAAAAUUUUAUCGUAUAUAUAAAUUCAAGAUAAAUAAAAACUAAUUUCAUCGUUUAUAUAUUCAUUUCUGAAAAACAAUAUAAAAUUUUACUUAUACAUUUGUUUAUCCAUUAAAGUUAUAGUACUCAUUUCAAAGUUAUCAUUGGAGAUAGUAGAAGAGUAUCUGAUUGGUGUAUGUGGCAUUUAUGUUUCAAUUAAAAAAAGGUGAGAACUCUAUAACUACGAUUCACUUGAUUGGUCCAAUUAGGUAUAUACGAAGUACUCUUUAAUUUUUAAUGUAGACUUAAAUAAUUCAAAUGCAACAUUCUGAUUAGGCAUGGCCUCGGUUCGGGCCGGGUCGGGCUUCGGGCCGAUUCACCUGGCGGUUAUCAUGCCGGGCCGGUUCAUCAAAAUUAAGGCCCGGGAACUGGCCUUCUACAAUGUCAGGCCGGUGGCCCGAACCGCUCAACGAACCGUGGAUCGGGCCGGAACAGUGCCGGUUCGGGCCGAUUCCGGUUCAGUUAAACCAGCCCGAAUCUAUCCCUAGUUCUGAUUGGUCUAUGUGGACAAAAGUAUGCUACCUUACCAUACGAAUCUAUCUUAAAAAAAUUAC